UCAUCGGCCAGCUCAUUUUCGGUCGCCCCCGCAUUACCGGCGCCCUCAAAACCACUACUCGGGCGUAAAGGACUACAACGUACGACCCCCGCGAGUCAAAUCUGCACCAUGGCAACUCUCUCAGCGUUUGUCGCGCCAUUCCAUGAGUCAACCGCGACAUUCAAGGACGAUAUCUUCAAGGGCAAGGUUCUCUUCUGCACGGGUGGAGGCUCGGGCAUAUGUAGAGGGAUGACUGAAGCCAUUAUGAAGCACGGUGCCAAGGCUACCAUUGUUGGUCGUAACCUCGAGCGACUAAACAAGGCCGCCGAGGAGCUCUCUGCCUCUACCGGGCAAAAGUGCUUACCUGCGCAAGCCGACGUUCGCCAACCAAAAACCCUGCAAGACGCUGUACAGAAGACGAUUGAGGCGUUUGGAAGGAUUGACUUUGUGAUUUGUGGUGCUGCAGGCAACUUCCUGGCGCCAAUUUCUGGCUUGUCGGAGAAUGCGUUCAGGACAGUAAUCGAAAUCGACACACUGGGAACUUACAACACACUCAAAGCCACUAUCCCACAUGUGAGGAAGACGAAAGGCGCGUAUAUCCAUAUCAGCGCUACGCUGCACUACCGAGGAACCCCAUUCCAAGCUCACGUUUCUGCUGCCAAAGCCGCUGUAGACGCUCUUUCCACGGUUAUAGCGGUCGAAGAAGGUCCCCAUGGAGUCCGUUCCAAUGUGCUCGCGCCGGGCGCUAUUUCUGGCACUGAAGGAAUGGAUCGGCUGAGCGCCAAGGGGCCUGAUGCAGGCAACAGAGACAUGUUGUACCCACUGGGCCGACCGGGAAUUAUCGGCGAUGUCGCAAAUGCUGGCGUGUUCUUAUUCAGCCCAGCGGCUACCUAUAUCAGUGGUCAGGUGUUUGCGGUCGACGGGGCGCAAGAGCAUCUGCGCAGUUUGGUUAUCCCCUACCCUCUCUCGGUGCUGGAGCCGAAGAAGAUUCAGGACAUGAUCAAGGGUAAAUUGUAG
This is a messenger RNA of Mycena indigotica, 996 nucleotides long. RefSeq lists its product as uncharacterized. Gene Ontology annotation, molecular function: 2,4-dienoyl-CoA reductase (NADPH) activity. The coding region runs from base 109 to 996 and encodes 295 amino acids. Gene Ontology annotation, biological process: fatty acid catabolic process. The record is from RefSeq and is a predicted model, not a curated record. Lineage: Eukaryota; Fungi; Basidiomycota; Agaricomycetes; Agaricales; Mycenaceae. The transcript has 3 exons.